This is a messenger RNA of Closterium sp. Naga37s-1, 762 nucleotides long. Lineage: Eukaryota; Viridiplantae; Streptophyta; Zygnematophyceae; Desmidiales; Closteriaceae. The record is from the annotation of a GenBank genome assembly.
AUGGAUCCCCGGCGGGCCAGCGUUGCGCGGCCUGGGGCGGUGCGGGCGGCAGCGGACGAGGAGGUGGAGGAGGAGCUGAUGAUGAUCGAGGAGAGCGCGAUGGAGCGCAUGGAGAAGACGUUGGACAGCGUGAGGGGCAACUUCAACACGGUCAGAACGGGGCGAGCCAGCCCCUCCCUGCUGGACCGCAUCGAGGUGGAGUACUAUGGCACAAACGUGAUUCUAAAGAGCAUCGCGCAGAUCGCUACGCCCGACGCCUCCAUGCUGCUCGUCACGCCCUUCGACAAAUCCAGCAUCCCGUCCAUCGAGAAGGCGAUCAUGAAGUCGGACGUGGGCCUCACGCCCUCUUCUGAUGGCAAUGUCAUCCGCCUCUCCAUCCCCCAACUCACCGCCGAGCGCCGCAAGGAGCUGCUGAAGACGGUGUCAAAGCUGUCUGAGGAUGGCAAGGUGGCGCUGCGCAACGUGCGCCGGGACUCCAUCAAGGCGUACGAGAAGCUGCAGAAGGAGAAGAAGAUCUCAGAGGAUGCUCUCAAGGACCUUUCAAACGACAUCCAGCAGAAGAUGACGGACGACUAUGUGAAGCAGAUCGACACGGCCUUCAAGCAAAAGGAGAAGGUCCGUGCCACACCCACCCGCCCACACAUCUGCAGUGCAGUGCAGGAGGCUCCGUACCUUGAUGGAUUGCACCGAACAACCGCACCUCUGCACCCCUUUCCAUCCAUCUCCGCCGUCCCUCCCCCUCAGGACCUGCUCACGGUGUGA